Molecule: messenger RNA, 1394 nt
Organism: Symphalangus syndactylus (siamang)
Lineage: Eukaryota; Metazoa; Chordata; Mammalia; Primates; Hylobatidae
Product: atherin-like
Source: RefSeq, a predicted model, not a curated record
AUGGAUUCUGAAACUAAACUGCCCGGAUUUGACUCUAUCACUUAUCAGCUGGUGACUUUGGGAAAGCUACUUACCUUAUCUGUGCCUGUUUCUUCUUCUUUAUUGAGAAAAUGUGAUUAUUCAACCAAGCUUAAAAAUAAAUCUGUUCUCUUGCUCUCCGCGCCGCCGCCGCCGCCAUGUUGGGUUUGGAGCUGCACUGAGGCCCCCGCCGCCGCCGCCGCGGGUGAGGGAGGCCGAGAGCGGAGCCCGCCCCGCCCCGGGGCCCAGGGAGCGGGGCCGCCUCGGAGCCCGGCCUCUCCCCGCCAGCCGCCUUCCCGGCCCGCCGUGCAGCCAGUGAGCCAGCGAGCGAGCAAGCACCGGACUCCGGCCGCACCUUCAGCUACGGCCCGAGCGAGCCCGCCGCCGCCGGGCCCGGCCACAGCCUGCAGCGGAGCCCACGAGAGGCAGCGCCAUGACGGAACAGACCUACUCAUGGGGUUUGUGGAUCAUUCUGGGAUGUGUACAUCAAGGGCUAUGAACUCCAUGGAGAGGGCCAGAAGCAGAUACACAGAUGACUGAAGUUUUGGAAAACAGAAUCUAGGAGAAAAGAAUAAAGAGAAAAAAGAAAGAAGGAGAGCAAAAUGACUUAAAGACAUUUCCAAGAAAAAAAGAGGAGAGAAGUCACUGAAAUGGAAAAAUAAACAUAUUAUAUAACUAUUUAUUGCACUAUGCAAUAAAAACAUCUUCAGCAACAGCCACACAAGUGCGGGUGGAGGGUCUGCUUUGAAGAGAGAAAAAAGGCUGCUGCAGAAAAAACAAACCUCAAUGCAUAAUUGGAGCUUUUGUUCUUUCUGGAUUGUUUUGUGAAGAACAUGCUGCCAAAAAAACAUUUUUCUUCUGUAACCGCUUGUUUUGAAACUCCAUUCUUUUUUAUUUCAAGGAUGUUUAUUAUCUACUCAUUUCUUCUUAUUUAUUUUUGAAUCAUAUACCCCAAUGUCUAGAUGACUGGGACCACUAGGUUUCAUAUUUCCCAGAUGAGAUUAGUUAUACAGUUCAUUUUGCAGGUUUAUUCAGAGCAUUUCAAUGACAUUUCACCUACAGUUCACCUAUAUUUAGUCCUAAGAAAUUGAAGGUGUUUCUUGAUAGUUUUCCUGCUCCAUCUUCUUCCAGGGGAUUGAUUUGGCUUCUUAUGUUUUUGUAUUUGGUUGCUCAUUAGAGAUAAGCCUGAUUAUUUGGCAUUGUGCAUUUCUCUGUUUAAAAAGGGAAAAUACAACAUGUUAUUAAUUAUUAUGAUAUAAUAAAAAAUGGAGAGAAGGCAAAAGAUUUUCAUCCUGACACUUUGAGUCAUUUUAAGAAUUUUCAGCUUGCUUUGUCAUUUGUUCCUUUAAACUCAAGAGAUUUGGUUUCUGACUUUG